AUGGCAGCGAAAUUUGUAGCGCGGGCGGUGUUUCCGCCCGUCGAGUCGCUUCCUAGAUCGUACUUCUUGGGUCAUCAUGCUGCCGGUCUAUCCAAGAUGAACACGAUGCUGUCGCAGAUUGACCUGAUUGUCGAGUGCCGUGACUACAGAGUACCACUAACCUCUCGUAACCCUUUGUUCGAACAGAGUCUAGCAGGCCGCGAGCGCAUCAUCAUCUACACCAAGCGCGAUUUGGGCAGCCACAACAAGCCCGCAGAUAGAGAGAGAGAGGACAUCAUCCGCAAAUGGCACAAACCAUCCGAAGUCUUGUUCUCCGACCACAAGGACAAGAAAGACAUUCGUAAGAUUCUGGACUUCGCCCGCCGCUACUUCGAGAACAGCACCUCUUUGACCGGAUCGCGCAUCAUGGUCGUGGGUAUGCCCAACGUCGGAAAGUCAUCGCUGCUCAAUGCACUACGAAAAGAAGGAGUCGGAAAGGGAAAAGCUGCACAUACGGGCGCACAGCCAGGUGUAACACGCAAGAUUUCGACAAGCGUCAAGAUAAUCGACAGUACCGAAGAUGGUGAAGGCGUCUACCUGCUGGACACUCCCGGUGUCUUCAUACCAUACGUGCCAGAUGCUGAAGCCAUGCUCAAGCUCGCGCUGUGCGGUAACGUCAAAGACACUAUCAUCCCCCCUGCCACUCUCGCCGACUACCUACUCUACCGCGUCAACCUGAUCGAUCCUAGGCUCUACAAGGAAUACUGUCCGCCCACCAACGACAUCAUCGAACUGCUUAAUGCUAUCGCAAACAAGACCGGCCGCUUACAGAAAGGUGGUGAGCCAGACACCGAAGCUACCGCUCUCUGGAUGGUUCAGCGCUGGAGAAACGGCCUCUGGGGCCGGUUCCUUCUUGAUGAGGUUACCGAAGAUGGCUUGCAAAAGAGAAUUAUGGAAGAAUCGAAUAUGGGUGGCAGUCUGAACCAGGCACGACGAGCUGACAAGGAGGCCCGAAAGUUGCGCAACAUCAAGAGGCAUGCCGGAACCAGUGAAUGA
Aureobasidium melanogenum CBS 110374 is the source of this 1035-nucleotide messenger RNA. RefSeq names its product GTPase. Bases 1 to 1035 code for a protein of 344 amino acids. Gene Ontology annotation, molecular function: GTPase activity; GTP binding. The transcript is spliced from 2 exons. The record is from RefSeq and is a predicted model, not a curated record. Lineage: Eukaryota; Fungi; Ascomycota; Dothideomycetes; Dothideales; Saccotheciaceae. Gene Ontology annotation, cellular component: mitochondrion.